CAAAUUGAAACUCGAAUCGCUCAGAUGGUAGCCGCAGCAGUGGAAACCGUAAGCAGUGCCGAGAUGUUCGUCAGUCAUGCCACCAUACACCUGAAGCAGCCACAAAUUGAGGCGACACCACACAUGUACUGGUGGUGCACACAGGUCACAGAUCAGCCGCAACAGCAGCAGCAGCAGCAGGAAGUUAGGGAAACGCUCGUGGAACGUGUUAAGCAAAAUGGGAGCACAACAACAAAAGCCACGCCCACUUAUACGCGCCCGCGCAUCCAGGGCAAUGAGGCAAAACGCCAGAAUCUGUUACAAACGCUGGACAACUUCUAUGCAGUAGAGCGCCACGACAGCGCCUUGAAUCGCGUGACUAAGUGAGAUGAACAGUCAUCUAUACACAUAUAUAUAUAUAUAUAUAUAUAUAUAUAUAUAUAUAUAUAUAUAUAUAUAUAUAUAUAUAUAUAUGUAUUGUAUAUCUGUUUAGCCUACUUAUUAACCCUAUAUGUGCCAAUGCCAAACAAAUGUGGCCUUGAAAAUACGCAGCAAAUUAUAAUUUAACACAUUUCAACUGAUAUUUAUAUGAUUUAUUGUUUAUGGAUCACAGCAAAUUAAGUUUGACUUUUAAGAAUAAACAUUUUAAAAUAA
This is a messenger RNA of Drosophila grimshawi, 633 nucleotides long. RefSeq lists its product as uncharacterized. Bases 25 to 366 code for a protein of 113 amino acids. NCBI's taxonomy places the organism in Eukaryota, Metazoa, Arthropoda, Insecta, Diptera, Drosophilidae. The record is from RefSeq and is a predicted model, not a curated record. The transcript has a single exon.